Molecule: messenger RNA, 467 nt
Organism: Ixodes scapularis (black-legged tick)
Lineage: Eukaryota; Metazoa; Arthropoda; Arachnida; Ixodida; Ixodidae
Product: SOSS complex subunit C homolog
Exons: 4
Coding region: 38-367 (109 amino acids)
Biological process (GO): DNA repair
Cellular component (GO): SOSS complex; nucleus; nucleoplasm
Source: RefSeq, a predicted model, not a curated record
CUUUUAGAGAAGGCUAGACGGAUGGCUAAAGGCCAACAUGAGAUCCAAUUUCCAAACCAAUCGAUGGAAAGUUUUAAAAAUGGCGUUCCAGCCUCCGACAGCUCGCCAAGAACUCCAAAACAGAAAAAUCUUGGAAGAACUCCAACAGAAGAAACAGCUCUUGCUCAAGCAGGGACAGGGGAAUGCCAGCCCUGCCGUACUGCCCGCAACGCCAGCACCAAACACUACGGACGCCCACGCCUUGACAACGUCGCAGAGGACGGCGCUUCAACAUGCCCACUCCACUUCCGUGGGAUUUUUCAUUCCGCAGGACUCUUCCUUCGGCAAUCUCAUAUUACCCGUCUUACCUCGGUUUGACAAGACGUGACGGAAGUUCCACAAACGCACACACACACACGGACAGUCCACAACCAAAUGUGGUCUGCUGGCAAACGUUUAAUAAACAAAGCCAACAGUACAGCAUGAAA